GAAGCAACGUCGUAACAAUGAUAUUGCUCCCAGGGCAUCAAAGUUCAGCUUCAUUUUCACGAACAAGAGCAACUUCAAGAGUUAUGGGACUUGAUCGAACCAUAAACUACUUAUCAUAUUUUCUUGUCUUGCUAUCUUCCUUUUGUUUAGAGCUUGGCCAUGCGACGGACACCAUCGCAGCACCCAACUUUAUCAAAGAUUCCGAAACCAUAAUCUCCAAUGACGGUGAGUUCAUAUUGGGCUUUUUCAGCCCUGCCAAUUCUACUUAUCGCUAUGUUGGGAUAUGGUAUGCUAAACUUUCCACAACUCAUGCCAUAUGGGUUGCUAAUAGGAACAAGCCCCUGAAGACCACCUCCGGGAUUCUUACUAUAUCGGAAGACGGCAAUCUAGUCGUAUUAGAUGGAGAAAAGAAUAUUAUUUGGUCAUCAAAUGUAACAGGUUCUGUUUCUAAUCGAAGCGCCCAACUUCUAGAUUCCGGGAACCUUGUCUUGCAUGAAAACACUAACACAUCAAUCAUGUGGGAAAGUUUCCAACAUCCUUCAGAUUCAUUUCUACCAAAGAUGAAAAUGAGUACUAACAUAGUAACUGGAGAGAAAGUGCAGUUCACAUCAUGGAAGAGCCAGUCAGAUCCAGCCGUUGGAACCUUUUCUCUCGGUAUUUCCGUUUUUAAUCUUCCAGAAAUAUACAUUUGGAAUGGCAGUAGCCCUUACUGGCGAAGUGGGCCAUGGGAUGGUCAGAUCUUUAUUGGAGUACCAAACAUGAAUUCCCGAUAUCUUAAUGGAUUUAAUCUUAUAGAUGAUAAAGAAGGAUCAUUCUCUUUUAUCUUUGAGUUCUCAAACAAGUCUUUGUUAGCGCAUUACGUCUUGACUGCUCAAGGAAACGUAUUGGUAUAUUCUACUAUUAAUGGGAAGGAUUUGGUGGUCUGGCGGUCGUCUUUGAUGUCUGAGUGCAACGUUUACGGCAAGUGUGGGGCAUAUGGAUAUUGUAACCUAAAAAAUAAACCGAUCUGCAGCUGCUUAGAGGGGUUUGAACCAAAGAAUAUUGAAGAAUGGAAAAGAGAAGAUUGGACUAGUGGAUGUGUGAGGAGAAAACCCUUGCAGUGUUUGAAAGUGAGCACAGGUGGUAAAGAAGGCAAAAAAGAUGGGUUUUUGAAGGUGAAGAUGAUGAAAACGCCAAGUUUGGCAAAUUGGUCAUCUGCUUCUGAGGAUGAAUGUAGAUAUUGGUGCUUGGAGAACUGUUCUUGUAUAGCUUACGCAUAUGAAUCUGGCAUUGGGUGUAUGUCAUGGACCAGAGAAUACUUAAUAGACUCGCAACAAUUCUCCAGUGGUGGAGUCGAUCUUUAUAUUCGCGUGGCCUCUUCAGAACUUGAUAAAAAGGAAGAAGUGAAAGUAAACGUCAUAGUCACAGUACUGGUCAUAGGAAUAGUCUUGAUCGUGGCGGUGUGCACUUUAUUCUUAUGCCGGAGGAGGGCUAAACGUAAAGGAUUUCAAGGUGAAGAAAAUCUUGUGGACAACAUGAACCAAGAUAAACUCCAAGAGCUACCGAUAUUCAGUCUUGAGGAACUAGCGAGUGCAACGAACAACUUCCACCAAUCUAACAAACUAGGACAAGGUGGAUUUGGUCCCGUAUACAAGGGAAAAUUGUUAGAUGGACAAGAAAUUGCCGUAAAACGACUUGCAAAAUCUUCAGGGCAAGGGCUAGCAGAAUUUAUGAAUGAAGUCGUAGUGAUUUCUAAACUCCAACACCGAAAUCUUGUUAGACUCCUUGGUGGGUGUGUUGAAGGAGAAGAAAAGUUGCUAGUCUAUGAAUACAUGCCAAACAAAAGUUUGGAUGCAUUUCUUUUUGAUCCAAUCAACCAAGAACUGGUAGAUUGGAAAAAACGUUUCAACAUUAUUGAAGGAGUUGGUCGUGGUCUACUCUACCUUCAUAGGGAUUCAAGAUUAAAAAUUAUUCAUAGGGAUCUAAAAGCAAGUAACAUAUUGUUGGAUGAAGAGCUAAAUCCAAAAAUAUCAGACUUUGGAAUGGCCAGGAUUUUUGGAGGCAAUGAAGACCAAGCCAAUACUGAAAGGAUUGUGGGAACAUAUGGCUACAUGUCUCCUGAAUAUGCAAUGGAGGGGCGAUUUUCAGAAAAAUCGGAUGUCUUUAGCUUCGGAGUGUUGUUGCUAGAGAUAGUAAGCGGAAGGAAAAACACUCAUUUCUAUCAUGACGAGGGGACCAUGAGCCUUGUAGGACUUGCAUGGAAAAUGUGGAACAUUGACAACUUGGCAGCAUUAUUAGACCCUAAAAUAUCAAGAUCUAAGUUUGGAAAGGAAAUCUUGAGAUGCAUACAUGUUGGGCUGUUGUGUGUACAAGAAUUCGCAAAAGAUAGACCAACCGUAUCUAUUGUUAUUUCUAUGUUAAAAAGUGAGAUUGUUGAUCUACCUUACCCAAGGCAGCCAGGAUUCACUGUAAAUCAGAUUACCUCAGAAAGUGAGUCCUCUUACCCCAAUCAAAAGGUUUGCUCUAUCAACAAUGUCACUGUUUCAAUGGUUCUUGGUAGAUGAUGAAAUGCUAUUGAAAGUCUAAAACUGUCAAUUUGUAUUGAACAGGUUGUAGAAUUUAAACACACUUUCAAUGUAUUUGCAUGAAACAUGCUUCUUGUUC
This is a messenger RNA of Juglans regia (Persian walnut), 2643 nucleotides long. Its product is annotated as G-type lectin S-receptor-like serine/threonine-protein kinase At1g11330. The record is from RefSeq and is a predicted model, not a curated record. Lineage: Eukaryota; Viridiplantae; Streptophyta; Magnoliopsida; Fagales; Juglandaceae. Gene Ontology annotation, biological process: protein phosphorylation; recognition of pollen. The coding region runs from base 18 to 2543 and encodes 841 amino acids. The transcript has 7 exons. Gene Ontology annotation, molecular function: protein serine/threonine kinase activity; ATP binding.